Belonocnema kinseyi is the source of this 2992-nucleotide messenger RNA. It is a transcript of the gene Psa, whose product is annotated as puromycin-sensitive aminopeptidase. Gene Ontology annotation, biological process: peptide catabolic process; proteolysis. NCBI's taxonomy places the organism in Eukaryota, Metazoa, Arthropoda, Insecta, Hymenoptera, Cynipidae. Gene Ontology annotation, cellular component: cytoplasm. The transcript is spliced from 4 exons. Gene Ontology annotation, molecular function: metalloaminopeptidase activity; zinc ion binding; peptide binding. The record is from RefSeq and is a predicted model, not a curated record. The coding region runs from base 186 to 2795 and encodes 869 amino acids.
UCCGUUCACAAGCUUCGUCAUGUUGUUCACGAGGUUACAGCCGUUUUAGACGAGUGGUUGUGAGUCGGCAGAAAGUGAAAAGUAUUUUUUUCCAACUGAAGACGUUAAAACAUUCACCUAUUGAUAGAAAUUCGAUAAGUCAAUACAAAAGAUACAGUUUCAAGGCCGAAGAUCUAAACGUAGCAAUGACUGCAGAAAAGAAAGAGUUUCAAAGGCUAUCUACUGACGUUUGUCCAUAUCAUUACCAAAUCUUUUUGAAGCCGGAUAUCAAGUCUUUUACCUGUGAAGGCGAGGAAAGUGUACAUGUUGAUGUCAAGAUUUCGACAGAUGUUGUGACUUUAAAUUCUCUGGAGAUCGACAUAAAGAAUGUUGCUUUCCAUACCGUUGAUGGGAAGGUGGUCGCUUCGAAAGACAUAUCGCUCAAUGCUGCACAAGAAACGGUUACGAUACUGUUUACUGAGAAGCUCCCAGUUGGCCGGAGUGGUUACCUGAAAUUUGUCUUUCAGGGCGAAAUCAAUGACAAAAUGAAGGGUCUAUAUCGAAGUAAAUACACUGGACUCGAUGGCGUUUGUAAAUAUGCAGCGGUUACACAAUUUGAGUCGACAGAUGCUAGACGUUGCUUUCCUUGUUGGGAUGAGCCGGCGCACAAAUCUACCUUUGACAUGACGUUACAAGUACCUGCGGGCCUCACAGCCCUUUCGAAUAUGCCAGUCAAGUCAAAAACUACCAGCACAGAUGAUGCAUCCUCGGAAGUAUUGGUUUUCGAGAGAACGCCAAUGAUGUCAACUUAUCUCGUUGCAGUGGUCGUCGGUGAGUUUGACUAUGUAGAGGAUAAAACCAGUGACGGGGUUCUCGUUAGAGUGUACACGCCGAAAACGAAAAAGGAACAGGGUCAAUUUGCCCUGGAUGUGGCGACAAAAGUGCUCCCUUAUUACUUUAAUUACUUUGGAAUAUCGUAUCCUCUGCCGAAAAUGGAUCUGAUAGCCAUCGCCGACUUUUCCUCGGGUGCCAUGGAAAAUUGGGGCCUGGUGACUUAUCGCGAGACGUGUCUCUUGGUGGAUCCGGAGAAUACAUCGACCGCGCGAAAGCAGUGGAUAGCGCUCGUGGUCGGUCACGAAUUGGCACAUCAGUGGUUCGGCAAUCUCGUGACAAUGGAGUGGUGGGAUGAUUUGUGGCUGAACGAGGGUUACGCCUCUUUUGUCGAAUUUCUCUGCGUCGAGCAUCUAUUCCCCGAGUACGAUAUUUGGACGCAGUUUGUCACCGAUAUUCAUAUCAAGGGACUGGAAUUGGAUGCGCUGCGCAACAGUCAUCCAAUUCAGGUGCCAGUCGGGCAUCCGUCCGAGAUUGAUGAGAUUUUCGAUGACAUCUCGUACAGCAAGGGUGCCAGUAUUAUCCGAAUGUUGCACUCGUACAUCGGCGAUGAUGACUUCCGGAAGGGGAUGAGUUUGUACUUAAAGAGGUAUUCGUACGCGAACGCGGAAACGAAGGAUUUGUGGGCGGCUUUGGAGGAGGCGAGCAGUAAGCCGAUUGGCGAUGUCAUGUCAACCUGGACGAAACAGCAGGGUUUUCCGAUAGUGCGUGUUGAGAGCAGUCGGAGUGGUGACAAUGUUGAGCUGACUUUCAAGCAGAAGCGCUUUCUCGCCAAUGGUUCGGCCGAUACGGACAAUUCCACAUGGAUGAUUCCACUGACGGUGAGCACAUCUCAAGCGCCGGGAAAAGUCGCCCUCAGCACCAUCAUGAGCGAGGAGACGCAAAAGGUGGUGCUCAAGGAUGUGCCGCGCGAGGCCUGGAUUAAAAUCAAUCCGGGAACGGUCGGCUUCUAUCGGACAACUUACAGUACCGAUUUGCUCGAUCUUCUGCGACCUGCGAUCAAAAGUCGUACUCUGCCACCGCUCGAUCGACUCGGGCUUUUGGACGAUUUAUUUGCGAUUACACAGGCGGGCGAGGCGGCGACAGUGGACGUUCUGCGUCUGAUGCAGGCCUUCCAACUCGAGGACAAUUACACAGUUUGGUCGAGUGUUAUCAAUUGUCUGACGAAAAUCGGUCAGCUAAUUUCCCAUCUGGAAUUUGAGAGUUCGUUCAAAGUUUUCGGUCGAUCCCUCUUGCAGGAUGUUAAUGCGCGACUAGGAUGGGAUCCGAAGCCAAACGAGAGUCACUUUGACACACUGCUGAGGUCUCUUGUAUUGGGUAAAAUGGUUUCGCUCGAGGACAAGAGUACAAUUGAGGAGGCGAGGAAACGAUUCGCGUUGCACGUUGCCGGGAAAACGGUUCUCUCGGCCGAUUUGCGGAGUCCCGUUUACAGAGCGGUGCUCUCGGUUGGCGAUGAGGAGACUUUUGAGACAAUGCUGAAAUUGUAUCGAGAGUCGGAUUUGCACGAGGAGAAGGACAGGAUUUUGGGUGCUCUGGGCGCCGUGAAGGAUGAUGUUUUGUUGGCGAGGGUACUUGAGUUUGCCAUGGGCGAAGAGGUGCGUGCACAGGACACUAUUUUCGGAAUUAUAUCGCUGACGAUGACGUAUAAGGGUCGUUUGCUCGCUUGGGAAUUUUUGAAGGAGAAAUGGGAUGUUUUGGUGGAUCGGUAUGAAGGUGGGUAUUUGCUGUCGCGUCUAGUGAAAUAUAUUGCGGAGAAUUUUGCUACUGAUGAGAAGGCACUGGAGAUUGAACAGUUUUUUGAAAAUCGGCCGAAACCGGGCGUUGAGAGAACCGUGCAUCAGUGUGUUGAAACUGUGAAACUUAAUGCAGCGUGGUUGCGUCGCGAUGAAGGAUUUAUCAAAGAGUUUCUCAAGGCUCAAGUGUAAAAGUGUGCAUAUUUUUUUUUUUAAACCAUAUUCUGGCUCAUUUUCUAUUACAUUUGUCAUUCUGCCAAUGUUUUUUUUUACGUGCAAGCGUAAUAAUAGAAUAAUUGCGCAACGUUACAAGUCUGGAAAGUGUUUUUUUUUUAAACAUAUUUUGUAAGCAAAUUUAAAUGGUUUAAUAUAUCAAUUGAUAAAAGUGA